Messenger RNA from Grammomys surdaster, 6116 nucleotides. It is a transcript of the gene Sorbs2, whose product is annotated as sorbin and SH3 domain containing 2. The record is from RefSeq and is a predicted model, not a curated record. The coding region runs from base 362 to 4000 and encodes 1212 amino acids. Gene Ontology annotation, molecular function: protein binding. Lineage: Eukaryota; Metazoa; Chordata; Mammalia; Rodentia; Muridae. The transcript is spliced from 24 exons. Gene Ontology annotation, biological process: Notch signaling pathway. Gene Ontology annotation, cellular component: plasma membrane; synapse; dendrite.
AGUCUCCUUCCGUUGCGGGUGAACAGCGCCCAUAUGUUUGUUGCAAACGCUUCUUACGUUGGCUGUAGCCACAGAGCAGCCCGGUAUCUAAGAAGAGAGGGAUAGAUGCCCAAGCAACUCAUUCUGCAUAGCAGCUGUCGCGACAACCCUCACUGUGCUGGAAUGUGCUCACUUGAAGACACUUGGAUUGGACUUAAUCUUAAACCUCUGGAGGUCAAGACCUUUUAAAAAGGGCUAAAUAAACAAUCUCUACAUGUAAAAGGCCAGCGACUCCCACUUCCUCUGUUGAAGCAACUGAGAAAAGUUCAGCCUCUCUUCUAGGAAAACUGAAGACCUUAAUAACAAACCCUUCAAGGUGAAAAUGAAUACAGAUAGCGGUGGGUGUGCUCGCAAACGUGCCGCCAUGUCUGUUACGUUAACAUCUGUGAAGAGAGUUCAAAGUUCUCCAAACCUAUUGGCUGCAGGGCGUGAGUCUCAGUCUCCAGACUCAGCUUGGAGAUCUUACAAUGAUCGAAAUCCAGAGACACUGAACGGAGAUGCCACAUAUUCCUCUCUUGCAGCAAAAGGUUUUAGAAGCGUUCGACCAAACCUGCAAGACAAAAAAUCACCAACCCAGAGCCAGAUCACUAUCAAUGGCAACUCUGGAGGUGCUGUGAGUCCAGUGAAUUACUAUCAGAGGCCGUUCUCCCCUUCUGCAUACUCCCUCCCAGCCUCACUGAACUCCAGCGUGAUCAUGCAGCAUGGCAGGUCGCUUGAUUCUGCGGAGGCAUAUUCCCAGCAUGCCCAGUCUCUGGAUGGCACCAUGGGUAGCUCCAUCCCGCUCUAUAGAUCCUCUGAGGAAGAGAAGAGGGUCACAGUCAUCAAAGCCCCGCAUUACCCAGGGAUCGGCCCCGUGGAUGAGUCUGGAAUCCCCACAGCCAUUAGAACGACGGUUGACCGGCCGAAAGACUGGUACAAGACAAUGUUUAAGCAAAUCCACAUGGUACACAAGCCGGAUGAGGACACAGACAUGUAUAAUACUCCUUACACAUACAACGCAGGUCUAUACAACUCACCCUACAGUGCUCAGUCACACCCUGCCGCGAAGACUCAGACCUACAGACCUCUUUCCAAAAGCCACUCAGACAAUGGCACCGAUGCUUUUAAGGAGGCACCCUCCCCAGUGCUUCCCCCACACGUUCCGCCACGACCAAGAGAUCAGUCUUCGACACUAAAGCAUGACUGGGACCCUCCAGACAGAAAGGUGGACACCAGAAAAUUUCGAUCGGAGCCAAGGAGUAUUUUUGAAUAUGAGCCUGGGAAGUCAUCCAUUCUGCAGCACGAAAGACCCCCUCCUAAAAAGUCUCUGGAUUAUGUUCAAGAUCAUUCUUCUGGUGUGUCCAAUGAGGUCUCCGUCUAUCAGUCCUCCAUAGACAGAAGCUUGGAAAGACCCAGCAGCUCUGCAAGCAUGGCCGGUGACUUUAGAAAACGGAGGAAGAGCGAACCUGCAGUGGGCCCACCCAGGGGCUUGGGGGAUCAGAGUUCGAGCAGGACCAGCCCCAGCCGGGCAGACCUCCCAGGAUCAAGUUCCACCUUUUCGAAGUCUUUCAUUAGCUCUUCUCCUUCCUCUCCCUCGAGAGCACAAGGUGGGGAUGAUAGCAAAAUGUGCCCGCCCCUUUGCAGUUACUCGGGGCUCAAUGGCGCCCCCUCUGGUGAGUUAGAGUGCUGCGGAGCUUAUAGACAGCAUUUGGACGUCCCGGGAGACUCGCAAAGGGCCAUCACUUUCAAGAAUGGCUGGCAAAUGGCCCGGCAAAAUGCAGAGAUCUGGAGUAGCACUGAAGAGACUGUUUCCCCCAAAAUCAAAUCACGUAGCUGUGAUGAUCUCCUGAAUGACGACUGCGACAGCUUCCCAGACCCUAAAACCAAGUCAGAAAGUAUGGGUUCUCUGUUAUGUGAAGAAGACUCCAAAGAGAGCUGCCCCAUGGGGUGGACUUCCCCCUACAUACAGGAAGUGUGUGGAAACAGCAGAUCUAGGCUCAAACACAGGUCAGCCCAUAAUGCCCCAGGCUUCCUCAAAAUGUACAAGAAAAUGCAUCGCAUCAACCGCAAGGAUUUGAUGAAUUCAGAGGUCAUUUGCUCCGUGAAAUCCAGGAUCCUGCAGUACGAGAAGGAGCAACAGCACAGGGGGCUGCUCCACGGAUGGAGCCAGUCUUCCACCGAGGAGGUGCCCAGGGACGUGGUACCCACUCGCAUUUCAGAGUUUGAAAAGCUGAUUCAGAAGUCAAAGUCUAUGCCCAAUCUAGGAGAUGAAAUAUUAUCUCCCAUAACCCUAGAGCCUCCACAAAAUGGUUUGUGUCCCAAGAGGCGAUUUUCUAUUGAGUCUCUGCUGAAUGAAGAAACUCAGGUUCGACACCCUUCUCAGGGUCAGCGAAGCUGCAAGUCUAAUACCCUGGUGCCCAUCCACAUCGAGGUCACCAGCGACGAACAACCUAGAACACAUGUGGAAUUUUCCGACAGUGACCAAGAUGGGGUUGUGUCUGACCACAGCGACUACGUUCAUGUCGAAGGGUCAUCCUUCUGUAGUGAAAGUGACUUCGACCACUUUUCAUUCACAUCCUCUGAAAGCUUCUACGGAUCCAGCCAUCACCAUCACCACCACCAUCACCGACACCUCAUCAGCUCCUGCAAAGGCCGUUGCCCGGCUUCUUACACUCGAUUCACCACAAUGUUAAAACAUGAAAGAGCUAAGCAUGAAACUAUUGACCGACCCAGAAGGCAAGAAAUGGAUCCUGGCCUAUCUAAACUUGCAUUUCUAGUCAGCCCCGUGCCUUUCCGAAGGAAAAAAAUUUUGACUCCAAAAAAACAGACUGAACAAGCAAAAUGCAAAGCCUCAGUAGUUGAGGCUUUGGACUCUGCCCUUAAAGACAUUUGCGACCAAAUAAAAGCUGAAAAGCGGAGAGGAAGCUUGCCAGACAACAGUAUACUGCACAGACUUAUCAGUGAACUGCUGCCACAGAUUCCAGAAAGGAAUUCAUCUCUUAACGCUCUAAAAAGGAGCCCCAUGCACCAGCCUUUCCACCCACUGCCUCAAGAUGGUGCUAUUCAUUGUCCCCUGUACCAAAAUGAUUGUGGGAGAAUGUCUCACAGUGCCUCUUUCCCAGACGUGGACACAACCAGCAACUACCACGCACAGGACUAUGGUAGUGCACUGAGCCUCCAAGAUCACGAGUCCCCAAGAAGUUAUUCAUCCACUCUGACUGACUUGGGAAGAAGUGUAUCACGGGAACGAAGAGGAACUCCAGAAAAAGAGAAACUGCCUGCAAAAGCUGUCUACGAUUUCAAAGCUCAGACAUCUAAGGAGCUGUCAUUUAAGAAAGGAGAUACUGUCUACAUCCUCAGGAAAAUUGACCAAAACUGGUAUGAGGGGGAGCACCACGGAAGAGUGGGCAUUUUCCCAAUCUCAUACGUAGAGAAACUAACACCCCCAGAAAAAGCGCAGCCUGCGAGACCACCACCCCCAGUCCAGCCUGGAGAGAUUGGAGAAGCCAUAGCCAAGUACAACUUCAAUGCAGACACAAACGUGGAACUCUCCCUGCGAAAGGGCGACAGGAUUAUUCUUCUUAAAAGAGUUGAUCAAAACUGGUACGAAGGUAAAAUCCCAGGAACCAACAGACAAGGCAUCUUCCCUGUCUCCUACGUAGAAGUUGUCAAAAGGAACACAAAAGGUCCUGAGGAUUACCCUGACCCUCCUCUACCCCACAGCUACUCCAGUGAUAGAAUCUACAGUCUAAGCUCCAAUAAGCCACAGCGUCCUGUGUUCUCUCAUGAAAACAUUCAAGGUGGGGGAGAACCGUUUCAGGCUCUGUAUAACUAUACUCCUAGGAAUGCAGAUGAGCUGGAACUCAGAGAAAGCGAUGUCGUCGAUGUCAUGGAAAAGUGCGAUGACGGAUGGUUCGUGGGAACUUCAAGAAGAACCAAAUUCUUUGGUACUUUUCCCGGAAACUAUGUCAAAAGGCUGUGACUCACCUCACUCCUAAUUUACACCACAUUUCAGCCACACAUCUGCAUUAACCCACCUGAAACAUCCCAGCAGACCUGUUGCUGCCAUGCCUUAUGGUUUUCAGUAGGCCAUUACCAUCUCCACCUGCCGCCGCCACCAAACCACCAGCAGAGGGACUACCGCUGUGAGCCUUAGGAAGGCUGGGAGCUUUAGAGAAACGUGGCAAACUUUCAUCCACAUAAAUAUGCAGUUUCCUGCUUUCUGCCCUGAACUUUGAAAUGCCUAUGUAUGGAAUCAGAACAACGUGAUCAUACUUUUAAAAAAUGAAAUAAUUAAGGAAGAAAGAAAGAGAAAAAAAGAAAAAGACUCUUCAGGAGACUGUCUGGUCUCAUGGCUGAAUCUCCACCUCUCUGGAAGGUACACUGUCCUCAGGAAGCGAAGCCAGAAGGUUGUUCUUUUUUUCUGAAAUGCUAUGGUUCUCAUUUUCACUCUAAGCUUGGCAGUAUAUUUUCCUUUCACGAGUUUGCCUAGUGCUCUGGUUUACACUAUAUGACAACUAUACUUUGGCUGUUGUUUGCCUGCACUUAUUCUACGUUGUUUCAUGCACAGUGAUUACAAAAUCAGGAGCCCGUAGGAACGUUCCCUGGGAUGAGUGUGAUUUUUGUAGACUGCAUUACAUUUUCACACGGGGGUCUUUUCCCUGUCCACUUUUUUUUUUUUUUUGUGCUUAUUAGAAGUGCAAACAGCGAGCAGUUUGGUCACUCUUAUGAGACUACGAAAGGCUUAGCCACACUACAGGACAAAUCGUGUUGUGAAUUCACAGUGCUGCUUCGUGUAUUAAAAUGUAAUCAUCAGCAUCGUGAACAACAAGUUCUUAGUGGUUUAUUUACCUGUUAAAACUUAAAAGCAGUGUUAGUGAGUUAGGCAGAGAGAUGAAAGUAAUACCAGUAGGUAGGUUUCACUGGGUGCACACUUACACAUUUGAGAUUGUAUGAGGACGUAUAGCCCAUAUGCUAUGUUGUACAUUUUAUGGAAAUAUAAAAGAAUCCCACAUUAUUUUAUAGAGUACUUCAGGGGCAUCCUGAGUGUUAAGGCUGGCUUUAGCAAGGGUUAUGAUCAAUACAACUAUUUUUACUACAAUAAUUAUUUUUCUUCUAUAAGACCCAGAAUCCUGACUCCAUUUGCAGACAGGAAUAUAUAUGUUGAGCCUGAUUUUUUUUUUCUGGUGUGUGUAAAACACUUCCUAGGAAUACAUUGGGCACUUUUGGAAAUAAUGGUUAAAUCACUCAGGUUGUGUUUCCUGCCCCCAAAACAGAUCUACAAAAUGAUACCAAACCUGAAAGAUUUCAUGGAUUUACGGUGCCUGCAUUCCACAUACCCUGAGAUUUAGCUUUGUAUUUUGAAUGAAUUUGCAGAAGACCUAUUCAUCCUUAGCACCUUAUAGACAAAACUUUUUAUGGCUUUCUUCCCAUGGGCAAUGCUUGAUCUUAUACAACAUAUAAACUCUAGCAUAUUUUGUACAUAUGUUUUGUUUUGUUUCUUUUCUUUUCUUUUCUUUUCUUUGUACAGACUAUUUACUUGUUCAGAAAACAUCGAGAUCUCCCAAUUUGUUAUUUAUCCUGCACUUAAAGGAGAUUAAACUCUUUCAGCAGAUGGCCUUUCAUGGUGUCUUCACAGAUCACAAGCUAAUGUGAAUCUGGAAGAUAGCAUCUGCACAAAAUUCUGUGAAUCGGAAAGAUCUUUGUAACUAAUCUGAAAUACAUGUACAUGCCCGUUACAGAGGAGCAUUGUUGGGGGCAGGAGGUAAAGAAACAUCUUAGAGAAAUCCACUUUACGAUCCAGUUCACAACCAGCUUUAUAUUAGAAAAACUUGGGAUUGGAAAAUCAGUCAGCCGAUCAGCCACAUGCAGCUUUGCUGAUAAAUGAAUACUUUUUCACACCAUUUAUGAAAACAAAUCUUCAACUCUGUUGCCUGUUAUAUUUAAGAAAAAUUGCUGUUUAUACUCUCUGUAUCUGAUUUUAAAAGGAAAAAGAAAUAUUCAUACCUGGCUUUCAGGUAAUUGACUUUGAAUUCUUACAAGCAAAGGCUGUUGUGUUUUUCUUGAGUAGAUACCUAAUAAAUUUUGCUUGAAAGUAC